AGACAAUUACACUUUCACUUGUACAUUGCACCAACACUACCUACUUUCAUUCUGCAUUUCAAUCUUUAAGAAUGGCACAUAAUAUGCCCUCUCUAAGCGAAGCUGAAAUUUCUUGUGCUGAAGAAGUUGUGGAGUUAAGUCCGCCAGAAUUGAAUGAUGACGAAGUUAAGGAGUUUCGAGAUCUAGUAAUGCAAAACAAAUGGAAAGAUGUAAUUGAGAAAUACAAUAAUGAUAUUAAGUAUCACAAGAUACGUAUUAUCGGAAGAGGAACAGCAUUACACAUGGCAGUAAACAAUGAAAACAAAAAGGUGGUGAAAGAUCUUGUAAAAGCAAUAAUAGCACUUCAUAAUGAAGAGAGUUUGAAAAUACCGAAUGAAAGAGGUGUCACUCCUCUUCACCUUGCAGCAUAUAGAGGGUUCACUGAUUUAUGUGAAGUUAUAAUUGGAAAAAAAGGUGAAAGGAUAGAAUUGAUUAAAGAGGAAAAUCAUGAUGGAGAAACUCCACUUUUUUGGGCUGUCCUUGGACAUAAAAAAUUAGUGUUUGUUUACCUACAACAGUUUCAUCCACUUGAUCUCAAUAUUGUUAUCAAUAAAAAUAAAACUAGCAUCCUUCAUGUUGCCAUUCAGAGAGAAAUGUUUGAUUUGGCAAUUAUAAUAAUGUAUUUCUACAAAGGACUUAUCUCUACGAAGGACAGUUAUGGCACCAUUCCUCUUGAAAUUCUUGCUUCUAGGACAUCAGCCUUUCCGGAUAGAUAUAAGCUAUCUUGGUGGAAGAAUAUUUUGUUUUACUGUUUUACUACAAGCCGCGACGAUGUAGCAACUACGAUGAAAUUGUUUUCAUGCAAGGAUGAAGCUAAAGAAAACGCAAAGAAUGUCGGAUCGAUUAAUCCACAUAGAAGGUUUUCACCCCGCGUAGCCCUUGAGGGUUUGGGAUUUUCUUUUGGUCUUGGGCACUAUCGAACUAGAGACCCCAAAGGGAGCAAACCCUUGGGACCCGAGCUCCCUCCCGCUGGACCAACCCUCUCAGAGGGAGAAAGGUAUUGUUGUUUAAAUAUGCCUCUUUACACUGUUAAAGACUUAGAAAAAGAAUACAAAAUACCAAAUUCUGAAGAGUCUUUUUUUGGAUGGUCAAUCCUGUCAUUAUUGGGCAUGUAUAUUAAACGCUCAAUCGUGUCACUAUUGGGCUUUAAGGAAAUAAAGACUAUUAAGAAGAAACAGAUAUAUGGUUAUCAGCUGUUGGAAAAAUUUAUGAAAGAACCUAUUGAUUCAUACAUGGGUGGUGGGGAUGAUCGGCCACCGGCUAACACAAAUUUUGAUCGCCCUGAUUUUCAAAAAUACCAAGAGAUAAUAGAGAAAAAGGGGAAACGAGAUACCUCAAUGCAAGAGACACCAGAAAAUAAAAAAAUGGAAAAUUCAAAAAAUAAUGAUGGAAAAGAUACAACAUUUUCGAAAGUAGUAAAAAGUGGCAUUGCAGUAGAUAUUAAAUAUGAUAAGAAAGUGAAAAGUGAUGAAAAGGACAUAGCAUAUUUGAUUGCAGCAAGUCAUGGAAUAGUUCGCAUGAUGGUUGUGCUUGAAUUAAAAAUUGAAAGCAUGAUCGAUGAGACUAACUCUAACAAUGAAAAUGCAUUGCUUUUGGCAGUAAAGAAUAGGCAACCAGAUGUUAUUCAAUAUUUCCGGAACAUUUUACUUAAAGGAGUAUUUGUUCACCUAAGUCAACAGAUUGAUAUAAGUGAAAACACCAUGUUACACUUGGCAGCAUAUACAUCAGAACAGAGAAAAAAUACUUGGAAGAUAUCUGGUGUUGCCAUGCAAAUGAUGUGGGAUAUUAAGUGGUAUAAGAAAUAACACCAGAGUAUCUCCAAAAUAGACUUAACAAAGAUGGACACACUCCAAGUGAAGUAUUUAAGAUAACACACGCAGAGAUUCUAAAAAGUAGUGUUGAAUGGUUGAAAGAUACAGCAGAGUCAUGCUCAGUUGUAGCAGCUCUCAUUGCUGGUGUUUCCUUUGCGACAUCAGGCAGUGUACCAGGUGGCAAUCAACAGACAGGAGAACCAACAUUAGAAGGACAACCUGCAUUUGAAGGAUUCGCUAUAUCUUCAUUAAUUGGACUUUACUUCUCUGAAACAACACUCAUCAUGUUCCUUGCUAUACUCACUUCUCGAAAAGAAAUCAAAGACUUUCGCAUAAACUUGCCAGUUCAACUUCUUUUGGGCUUGAGUUCUCUCUUUGUAUCCAUUGUUGCUAUGUUUGUUUCUUUCUGUGCCGGACACUUCUUCGUGCUUACAGAUAAAUAUACAAAGGGGGGUAUCUUGUUCUAUUUAUAUAUUUCUAUUUGCUUGCCAGUCGUAUUCUAUGCAGUUGUUCAAGUUCCGUUAUUCAUUGAUCUUGUUACAAUUAUUUUGAAGAAGGUUCCGCCACCAAGUGUUAAGGGUGUUCAUCUAUAGAGGUGUUUGUUUUUUUGUUUCGCUAUGUGAAUUGAUACUAAUGAGUUGAAUUUGGUUUGUACUUGAAUAUUGUAAUUUUUCAUGUUAUGAGUAUUGGUGUGAAUGUAGUGUGAUUUUACUAAUUUGUAUAAA
Messenger RNA from Vicia villosa (hairy vetch), 2575 nucleotides. RefSeq lists its product as uncharacterized. The transcript has 10 exons. Lineage: Eukaryota; Viridiplantae; Streptophyta; Magnoliopsida; Fabales; Fabaceae. The record is from RefSeq and is a predicted model, not a curated record. Bases 72 to 1844 code for a protein of 590 amino acids. Gene Ontology annotation, molecular function: protein binding.